UAAAAUGAUACCUCCAUUCAUUAUACAGUGGGAAAAUCUAUCUGUAACGGUCACUGAAAAGCGGUGCUCCCUUUUCAGAACAGUUAAAAAGAAGAAGAUAUUAAGUAACGUUUCAGGUUUCGCUACAAGUAAUUCCUUGAUAGCGGUGAUGGGACCUAGCGGUGCUGGAAAGACGACAUUUCUGGGCGCGAUAUCCGGCAAAUUAAAAGGGAAGGAAGGGACAUUAAGAAUUAAUAACAGGACUGUGACGGACAAAGACAUGUGCAACAUAUCGAGUUAUAUACGGCAAGAAGAUGUAUUUACGGAAUCUUUGACGGUGUACGAGCACAUGAAAUUUAUGGCAGCGCUGAAGCUACACAAAACGGGGGAAGAGAGAAUUGGAAUAAUUAAAAAACUCUUAAUUGAGCUAUGUUUGGACGGGAACAGCCGUACAAUCAUCGGAGUGCUAUCCGGGGGACAGCGACGCAGGUUAUCACUGGCUACGGAGCUUAUCAGCGACCCCUACAUCUUAUUCUGCGACGAGCCUACCACAGGUCUGGACAGCUUCAGCGCAAUGUCUGUGGUGAAAAUAUUAGAAGCAACGGCCAUGACAGGGAAAUUGGUUUUGGUGACACUGCACCAGCCGUCGUCCCAAAUAUUUGAUCUAUUUAACAACAUUAUUCUACUUGCGAACGGAAAACUGGUUUUUCAGGGGUCAAAGCGAGAGGCCCAAUCGUUUUUCGAAAGAGCGAAUCUGGUCUGUCCGGAUUCGUACAAUCCUGCGGAUUUUUAUAUAAAAUGUGUCACAGUGGAUUCUGGAAACGAGGAAGAUAGGAAAACGGACUGGCUGAGUGAUUUAUUUCAUAACAAUUCCGAACAGAUCAUCACAGAUAGAUACAAUCCGAAUGAGUUCACUAAACAAAAGAUGAACAAGAGGAGUUUUUUUGUACAGUUGAGGUGGCUAGUUUGGAGGGUUUUUAUUGACUUUAAAAGAAGCAUCCACGUAUAUAGGACAAGCUACAUUCUGCUAAUGAUUACAGCGCUGAUUAUUGGAGUAUCGUUUUCGAAUGUGACUUUAGAGAACAAAAGUAACGUUCAGAAUGUACAAGGCGUUUUAAUUUUGAUUGUCUCGGAGUUAAUUUUCACGCACAUGUACUACGUUAUAUACGUAUUUCCUGAAGAAAUUGUAAUUUUCGUCAAAGAAAAAUCGCUGUACUCCUCUCUUCCUUAUUACUUAUCAAAGGUGGUUUCUCUGAUGCCUAUAUCCUUCAUAAACGCAAUAAGUUUCUUAGCAGUAUAUUUGGCCCUGCUACAAUUCCUACAAAACUUCAACUUGUUCCUGAAUAUGUCCAUUGUACUCUUUCUGACAAGUUUAUGUGGAAUAUCCCUAGGUCUGUGUCUCUCUGCUUUAUUUCCAACCGUGGAAUACAUACACUUGUUUAUAGUCCCUUUUGAGAUUGUCGUUAUGAUAGUAUCGGGAAUUUGGAUAAAAGUGGACACCUUACCGGGAGUUUUUCGCGCUGUUAAGUAUUUUUCGCCUUUUUACUACGGUUUCCAGUCUGUUUCAACGCUGUGCUGGGAAAACGCCGAAUUUUUAGCGAACUGUACAACCGGGGAUGUGCUUCCUUGUUACAGCAGCAGCGAAGAGGUGUUGAGACGUUAUGGAUUAUACGAAGAAUAUGACGUAGUUACUUACAAUAAUCUAUAUUUAUCGUUUUUAACUUUGCUUUACUGUUCUGUAGGAUAUUUUGGUAUUUUAAGGAAGCGAGCUAUAGAGUCAUAUUAA
Anoplophora glabripennis (Asian longhorned beetle) is the source of this 1765-nucleotide messenger RNA. Its product is annotated as protein scarlet. The coding region runs from base 5 to 1765 and encodes 586 amino acids. Lineage: Eukaryota; Metazoa; Arthropoda; Insecta; Coleoptera; Cerambycidae. The transcript is spliced from 13 exons. The record is from RefSeq and is a predicted model, not a curated record. Gene Ontology annotation, cellular component: membrane. Gene Ontology annotation, molecular function: ATP hydrolysis activity; ABC-type transporter activity; ATP binding.